Molecule: messenger RNA, 757 nt
Organism: Marchantia polymorpha subsp. ruderalis
Lineage: Eukaryota; Viridiplantae; Streptophyta; Marchantiopsida; Marchantiales; Marchantiaceae
Source: the annotation of a GenBank genome assembly
ACUAGGAGGCCGACGAAGAAGAAGAGGAGGAAGAAGAAGCAGAAGAAGAAGAAGAAGAAGAAAGAGGAAUUGUCGCUUUGGUGCUGCUUUUCUUCGUGUGCUUGGCAUCGGGAGGGAGGGAGUGAGUGAGUCGAAGAGCAGGCGCUCUGUGUUGCUGCUGCCUCCGCCGCGGCCAUCAUCUUCCCCGUUUUGUAAAUCUCGAGCGGGCACCAUGGCCAGCGCUGGCAGAGUUCCCGGAGGAUUCCUGGACAAUGCUUACCGACUGCUGAUGCGUCGCAAUUCUGUCUACGUGACGUUCAUCUUGGCCGGUGCCGUUGUUGGCGAGAGGGCGGUGGACUACAGCAUCAACAAAGUAUGGGAGAUAAACAAUGUUGGGAAAAGAUAUGAAGAUAUUCCCAACUUGGGUUCAAAAGUAGAAGGCGCGGAGGAAUGAUGCAAUUUACUGGUCUUGUGUCAACCAUGUGGCUAAAUUUUUUUUGGUGGCAAUACUCCAUUCAGGCGCGGCUUCACGGAAAGUUCUUAUGUUUCAUUUUCUGUUCCUCAAAGUCUAAAUUCUAUACAUGACACUUUCCGUCCUUCCACACGGGCAAAUAAAACGCUCCCCCGCUAGUAGUAGUAGUAGUAAUAGUAAGAAAGAGGUAAUACACCUUAUCAGAGGAGCAGGUUGAGAUUGUUUUUGUUUGACUUAGUGUUGCCAUUCAGCAAUGCUAAGACUAUCGAAGUAAAACCGACAACAAAAUCAUCUACGUUAUUAGAU